AUGAGCCAAGAGGAGGUAAGCUUUACCGAAAUAUCAGAUUCUGGCAAGCAGAUUUCCUUCUCCAAGAAAAACAAAAAACUCCAGUUAGCUCCUUUUGCUUUUCUCCUGCUUGUUGCCACUAUAGCUUCCAUUCUUACACAGGCAAAUUCAGAGAACAACUCCAACAAAAAUGCUGCUGCUUAUUCCAUCAUAAAGAUGUCAUGCAGCUCCGCAAGAUAUCCUGAAUUGUGCUACUCAGCUAUUGUCAAUGCCCCUGGAGCCGCUGCCAAUUUGGCGUCUAUCAAGGACGGAAACGAUGUUAUUAAAGGGCAGUUAAAAGCUGCUACACGAGCUGUUAAGGACAGUAACGACAAAAUAAACGAAAUCCAAAACGAUCCUCAGAAGAGAUUCACCAAACCGCAAGUUGAUGCUCUCAGUUCUUCUAAGGACAAUAAUGACUAUUCUGGAGAUGCUUUAAAUAAGGCUCACGCUAAAGUAGAUCAGGCUAAAGCUGAUUUACUUAAGUACUACAAGAACGAGAUUCCUCUUAGUGAUCAACAAGCCGUGCCGGACAUCAAUACCCCAGUGAGUUCUUGCCUAAGCUACCAAGACACAGUCAUGGAUGGUUUCUCUCAUUCCAUCGCAGAUAAGCAGUUGCGUGAUUCUAUUUCGGAUGGAGUAGAUAAUGUCAAAAAAUUAUGCAGUAAUAUCUUGGCAAUGAUCAACAAAAAGACAGACGAAGGCAUUGCCAAGGAGCUUAAAAGCACAAAGAGGAAUCUCAAGGAGGAAAACGACAGAAAUGAAAGUGGGUGGCCAAAGUGGUUGUCAGUAGCCGACAAGAGGUUGUUGCAGUCAUCAUCAUUGACUCCAGAUGUGGUGGUGGCUGCUGAUGGCAGUGGGAAUUAUAGUACGGUAUCAGCUGCAGUUGCCGCUGCUCCAACGAGAAGCAGUAAGAGAUACAUUAUCAGAAUCAAGGCAGGUGUUUACAGAGAAACCGUUCAAGUACCAAUCAAUAAGACUAACUUAAUGUUUCUUGGAGAUGGAAGAAGUACAACGAUCAUUACAGCAAGUAGGAGUGUGGUAGAUGGCAUAACAACCUUCCAUUCUGCCACCGUUGGUAAUUUUCGUUUUUCUCUUCAUUUUGCAUAUUGUUCAUUUUUUUAA
Molecule: messenger RNA, 1143 nt
Organism: Dovyalis caffra
Lineage: Eukaryota; Viridiplantae; Streptophyta; Magnoliopsida; Malpighiales; Salicaceae
Source: the annotation of a GenBank genome assembly